Messenger RNA from Paramacrobiotus metropolitanus, 3906 nucleotides. RefSeq lists its product as uncharacterized. The record is from RefSeq and is a predicted model, not a curated record. The coding region runs from base 164 to 3547 and encodes 1127 amino acids. The transcript has 14 exons. NCBI's taxonomy places the organism in Eukaryota, Metazoa, Tardigrada, Eutardigrada, Parachela, Macrobiotidae.
UGUAAAUAAUAAUAAAAACAGAACAAUUCUAAUAUCAAUUCUAGUAUCAAUAAUUAUUAGCCUUUUAUUAGCAAUUAGUAUCAAUUAGCCUGCACGUAGCCUUUUAAUGGAUUUCAUUGGUAAUUCGAUUAAUGUUUAGGGAUUACUGCACGUUCAAAAAUGGAUGAUGAACUUGGGUUCUGACCGCUAUCGUUAUCACAUCCAUCAACUCAUUCAGAACCGUUUUCCCUUUCUUACUACCAAAUCCAUUGGCUCGGGUGAUGAUCGUCGAUUAACGGUGUCUUUCCGCGAGAGUCGUCAUCGUACAACAUCCUCUCAAUUAACUGCGGAUAUUUUUCCUGCUGUACAAAUGAUCGAAGAUAAUGAAAACGCAUGCAACAACGACCAGCCGAAGGCUGAAGUUCCGCGUAAAACAAUUCGGCCCGCCAUGCAGACGUACGUUCCACCGCCGCAGAGAAGUCGCCGAGAUAGCCCCAAAGUGGAUGGUACUAAACUUGACCACUCUCGAGAUUCGCAGUUGCACGCGUCGGCCAGACUGACUAAUUUUUCAACGGGAAAUCAUUCAUCCAAAACUCAAGCUCGUUCUGCAUCCACUACACCAGCCGAUAUGGCAACGCAGUACAAAAAAUACCCUACAGCAAAGGAGGAAUCGCACUGGAGGGAAAUUGAGCAGUACGAACCAAACUACGACGGUUCCGGUGAUUAUCCUCGCAACUUCCGUAAUCAUGCGCAAAAACCCUAUCAACACCCUGGAAGAGGGAAUGACCGUCGGAUGCAAAGCAGCAGAGGAGGAAGUAGGGAGUUCGCAAAGUCCCAAGACUCGAAUGGAUCGAACAGGACGAAUGCGCCGGCUGCCUCUCGCGGAAAUCCUGCAGAUUAUUUUAAAGUUCGUCGCCCGAAAAGCGCCGCCGGGUCGGUGGAUUCACAGUCGGUUGCGAUAGAAGUGAGGACAUCAUCGGGAACACUAUCAGUCGACAUUUCCGAAGCCAUCCCGGAUUCUGCUGUUAGUCCGACGUUCUUGGACUUCGGAGCAGACGAAAAGAGCGCGGAUUCGCCGUCAUCGCGUGCCGCUCAGGAUGAAACAUUACUGAAGCUGGAAGAAGCUGGGGAUCGCGCAAUUUCGAGUGCAAGUUCGAACGGUUCGAAGUGCACUGAAAGGAGAGAUGCGAAGCAGCAACUGCGAUUUGGCCCUUGGUCGACUGCACCUGUGAGGGAAUCAGCGAGUCCACUGAAUCUCGACUCAUUGCACGUGAAAACGGCUGAAGAAAACGACAAGGCAGUAAUGAGCGAAAGCAGAUGUGGAAGCAGAUCUUCGGAGGCGAAAGAUAUGCUCACUGUCGCGGCAGAGAAAAUACAGCAACAAAAUUCUCGGCGAAGAUUCGGGCCUCAACAAGUAGUCCAAUGUGAUACACACACGGCUUAUCCGAAACGUGAACAACAUGUGGAUAAUUCCAAAAUGGUAAGUGAUGAAAAGCGUGACGGUAAUACAUCUCGGCCGAGGUUCGGAUCGGAUUUAAAAUCUCCCGCUAAUUCGAAUAAUCGGCCUGACUUUUGCGAAGAUGAACGUGCGAAUUCCGAAACAGCACGCAGUGACGAGAAGCGAAGACCAAAUUCAUCUAGACCGAGAUUCGGAUCGGCGACUGCCUCUCAUUGUCAGGUUGAUCGGCAAAGUCUGUUUGAUAGCAACGAAAAAGCACAGAUAACCCCCGGGACUUCGAAUAGCGAAGAGAAGCGAGGAUCUAAUUCAUCCAGACCGAGGUUCGGAAAUCAGCAGCAGACUCCUCCGGUUGGUCAAAAUGCGCGUUCGGCUAAGGACCAUCAGCAACAGAUGAAUCCCGAAAUCCCACGAUGCGAUGAAAAGCAUGGAUUGAAUUCAUCAAGGGUCAGAUUCGGACCGUCGCAGCAGAAUUCACACGUUGCUAGUCAGGAAGAUCUGAACGAUUCUAAAAUAUCACCGCACGGUAAGGCACGGGGAUCCGUUAACUCGUCCAGGCCAAGGUUCGGGGGAUCGCAGUCCUCUCUUGUUGAUUCGUAUUCACGCGUCAGCGAUGAACGAAGCGCGCAUUCCCAGGUUGCACAUAACGGUGCGAAGCCAGAAUCGCAUUUGCCUGGACCUGUGUCCAAACCUGUGCAGUCGACUUCUCCCGGCAAUGCGCUAAAUACAUCUUCUAACAGUCUGCCCAAGAACACGAAAACCGAAACUUUGCAUAGCGAAGAGAAGCGUGGAUCAGGUUCGUCCAGACCGCGAUUUGGGCCGCAACCAACCAGUUCCGACAGUUCACAGGAUACACGGUUUGCUGAUGUACAGCAAAACGUGACUCCCGAAAUUUCGCGUAGUGACGAGAAGCGCGUAUCGGGGCCUUCUAGGCCGCGAUUUGGAUCGUCGCAGCCACCCAAUUCCCGGGAUUCACAGAUAAACAGUGCCGAUGAACUGCAAAACAUGACUCUGGAAACUUCGCGCAGCGCAGACGAUAAGAGUGGAUCCAGCUCAUCCAGACCGCGAUUUGGACAACAGCAGCCGACACCCUCCCCUAGUCGACCGACCACAGACUCAAAAUGUUCCGCUUAUUACGGAGAUGUCAAUGGACAACUUGACUCGUCUGUGGUAUCGUCAACUGGGAAAUCCGAAUCCGGCGAUUCCAACUUAACAAACCCUGGUACUUUUCUCUUGAGUGACAGCGUUGGUGAUCAAGAGGAAUACCGAGGAUUUCCGCUGUACCGCAUUCGUGAGGAACCACCUUCUCCUGAUUGGAAGCGUGCAACGCGCGAUCUGUCUCAGCCGUAUUCGGAAUCAGAUUUUAAGCAGGAGCUGCGUGAAAAGCGUAAUCUGGCUGAUCUCCGUGAACGCCUGGAACAGAAUGCUUCGAUGGAUCAUCGCGAUAACGGUGUGAAAAUCAUGAAACGUCCGCAACUUUCUGGCAGUCCAAAUAUCCGUAGUGCUCAGUAUCGACCUGAGCCGCGCGAUCCGCUUCCGCAGCUGGCUGAUGCUGUGCACAAGGAGCUGUUGAAGGCGUUCGGAGAAGUUUCGGUCACGCAGUCCAAGGGAAAUUACCAGGUUUUCUCACCGGACAGCGACGUCAGCGGUGCCGAAUUUAGUCAUGUUUUAGAAGUUUCCGAAAUUCCUACGGAAUUUUCCACGGCUGACCUGGACAAACAAAUGCGCCUGAUCACGGCGGAAUACUACGACUUGAAGUGGGUGGAUGAUAACCAUGCUCUGGCCAUUUUCUCCAGUGCAGCUUCAGCCGCCAAUGUUCUCAGAAUGCGAAAUACCGGUGCGAAGAUUGUGUUGAAAACUUUAGAGAACGCGGGCGAUCAGACACGGAGAAAGGCUAGAUUCUACCUAAAGUUGGACGAUGGAGAUGCGGGGCGCGAUCGACCGGAUAUCAACGUGGGAACGGCGCGCCGGAUGUUGGGCGGCGCACUCGGUGUGACAAUUCCCGUGUCGAGGAACGUGAGGCAGCAGGAAGUGGAGCAGCUAAAAGAGGCUCGCGAUCGAAAACAGAAAAGUAUCCAGAGAAGGGAGGAUAUUUGGGAAGGAAAUGUUUGAUAAUUUGUAGCGCAUUUCGGACAGUCUGUUGUGUUUUCAGAGAUGAUAGCUUGAUACUGGUCUUAGUGUUAGGUGGAAUCGGAUUUUAGAUUCUGUUCGGUUCUAUUGAGGUUAAAAUGUUAACAUAUUGUAUAACAUUAUCUCAUGUUGAAUGAUUUUCGUUGGCGCUUCCAGAUCUCUAGUACAGUACUAUCUCUUUGCUACCGGGAUUUUGUUUCCAAAGAUGGAUUAGUUUCGGUUCCUUUGUUUAUCAUUCUGUAGUAUACGAUUUUGAUAAAUAUUGCUCUUGUUUUGUACAUUUUUUGUUAUAUGUGCACAUUACAUAUCUUUGUGGAAACUAACACUGAAGAAUCUUGAAA